Molecule: messenger RNA, 672 nt
Organism: Micromonas commoda
Lineage: Eukaryota; Viridiplantae; Chlorophyta; Mamiellophyceae; Mamiellales; Mamiellaceae
Exons: 1
Cellular component (GO): cytoplasm
Source: RefSeq, a predicted model, not a curated record
AUGGCGGAAGGCGGCAAGACGAGCGUGUCCAACUAUGAUCUCGACGGCAACAGCUUCAGGAACACCAUGCACUCGCUGAACUACGGCAACGUCAUGGAGGCCGCCGCGAGGAACUACAUGAAGGAAGUCAAGGCGGAGGAGGCUGCCGCGGCGAACGUCGGUCCGAUUCAGUACGACCUGGAGGACCUCGAGGACGACCCAGAGCUCCACCAGCUGCACAAGGAGCGGAUACAACAGAUGAAGGAGGAGCAGGAGAAGAGACGGGAGAUGCAGCGCAAGGGCCACGGCGAGUAUCGCGACAUCGACGAGGGCGAGUUCCUUCCCGAGGUGACCGGAUCGUUCCAGGUGUGCGUCCAUUUCUACCACCAGGAGUUCGAGCGGUGCCGCAUAGUCGACAAACACAUGGCGAUCCUCGCGAAGAAGUACUUCGACACCAAGUUCAUCAAGGUGCACGCGCCGGACUGCCCCUUCUUCGUCACCAAGCUCAACGUGAAGGUGCUCCCGUGCAUCGUCUUUUUCCGCAACGGCGUCGCGUACGAUCGCAUCGUCGGGUUCGAGGAGCUCGGCGCGAAGGACGACUUCCCGACGUCCAGGCUGGAGAACAUGCUGUUGACGGCGGGCAUCAUCGCCGUGCCGGAGAAGGGGGAGGACGACAGCGAGGACGAGGAGGAA